UGUGAAGCAAUGCAUGACCAUGGUCAAGUUUGUCGAUUGUCCACUCGGUAUCAGUCAGUCCAAAGCAGUGAUCGCUGACAAGAAGUUCAUGGACAUUCUGUUAACGCCAAACGAAUUCAUGGAGUCAACGAAUGUAACCAAAAUGGUGUCUGAAGAAAACCCGAGCGAUGAAGUACUUUAGAUGGAAAUCUGUCGAAGUGCUCCAAAAUAAAAUGCGACGAAAUGUAAAGAAGUAAACAGGAAAGAACAGCCAUUGAAGCGCAAAUAAUCAUAACGAAGAAGGAACGAAAGAAAUUGUAACCAAUAAGGACACAGAUGAAAAACGAAUAUAGAAUAAAGUAAUUACAAGAAAAUUUAAAGCAACAAAACAAAUUAAACUAUAAAAAUGAUAUACAAAAAGAAUUUAAGAGAACAUGUAAAACUAUAAAAUAGUAAAAGAUUGACAAAAGAGAAUUAUGUACAAUGAAUAUAGGAAGUUUUUUGUAUUUUAUGUUAUGGAUCGUUUUUGCUCUGUGUAGUGCCGCUCUAAAUAUUUUCAAUAUUGACUGGCACAAGACAAGCAUACCACAAGGUAUUAUUCUUGUCAUUGUGCUUGGAAUCCUACAAGGAUCUGUUUACGAAUUCCCCGUGCAGACGAUCGCCACAUUGAUUGUCGGCGGCAACAGAAGGAAAAACCCAACGGCUGAAGGCGACAAUUUAACGCUCAUUCUCAACUAUAACUUGUUAGCAGUUACAGUUGAUGAUAUUGAAGAAUGUUUCCAGACAAUGUUUCAAGCAUUCAUGGGCAAUUUAUGUUUCAAUGUAUCUGCUGUUCUUGUUAGUGCAACUUCGAAAGAAAAUCUCAUAUCACGUGAGUUAGAAUGCCGCGAUAAAUACCGGAAGUUAAUAUACGAUGAACUUUUCAAAGAAGGUGUCUGUUUCGCUAAUGGCUACUAUGACGAUAUCAACCAAGACCGUUUUAAGAACGUAUGGAUGUAUUACCAAUACUGUCCAGGGAAUAUUUUCAUUCAUCAACACCUUGAUUCAAUAUGUGAUCGAUUUGCACGAGAAUUUAUGGUAAUUCACCGCACCAGUAAAGUUUUACGUAAAUGUGGACAAUAUCAAGACCUAAUGUUGCUAUCUGAGGGAGAAUCUUUUGCUUAUACAUAUACUGACACGAAAUACUAUGGAAAGAUGGCCCGUCCUUAUAACCAGCCCACCUUUUACUAUUCAGCUGACGUGCAAAAUAUAUUUAACCGGCGAUUUGAUUACACCUUAGUAUUGGAUGCCGAUACAGGGGUUCCCGAUGGAACGGUAGAAAAGCUUCUCGGGAUAGCUGCAGCAAACCCAGAGAAAGGGAUCAUCCAACCAUCUAUAAAACUAAGUCGCGAUGAAAACGAUACCAUUUACAUGAGACUGGAAGCGAUGAGACAAAUGAUCUACGAGCCAAUGACAAAUGCUGUCACAGCAUUACUUGGUCAGUGUGGUUUCUUCGGAAAAGGGCUCAUCAAAAACCGUAUAUACAUCGAAAAUAUAAUCGGGGAUAGAGACAAUCUAAUUGAACGUGUUCCUAUCGAUGUUCUUAGUCACGACACAUUUGAAGCAGCUUUACUCAAACCUUACUAUGCCGGCUCAGUGUUCUUACUGGAAGCUCCCAGUUUUAAUUACGUUACAUGGAACAUUCGAGAACGACGUUGGAAUCGAGGUGAGGUUAUAUUAUCCAUGUACUUCUGGAAAAAUACGAUUGGUGUAAUUUUUAGGAGCUUACAGAAAGUUUUUCAAAGGGAUAAGUUUAAUAAAACAGUUCUGAGGACCGAAAGUAAACUUGAUUUCGUUACGGCUUAUAUUGCCCAUUCGGCAUUAAGACAGAUGUUGAUGAAACCUUUCUUACUUAUAUUUAUUUGUUUACACGUUGGUAUAGACCUAAGGUAUCCGCAUGCACCAAUCUUUAUAAUCAUGUUCUUGGUUCUUGUUUUCCCUAAAUUUGCUACGUGUACCAAAUCAAACGCUAAAUACAUCAUUAUAGAAAUUUUGACAUCAUUUUUACAAUUUACGCCUGAAGCCAUUGUUGGUUGCGUACGCAUCUUUCGUGCAAUCCAGGCGAAUAUUUCCGCCAAUUGUAAAUGGAUUCCACAAAGAUCUGUCGAAGAAGAAUUUAAAAACUGUAAUCCUUUCCUCUCCAGUCUGAAACACUUAUGGAUGUACACUUUAUUGGCCGCUGUUGUUGCUCCGGUGGUAGUGAUUUUUGUCCCAAGUUCAAGCAUUAUUCUCUGUAUGUUGAUCACUUUAUUUCUUCUUCCGCUGUUUACUGGGCUAACAUCACUAACUAUGGACCUGAAAUCCUCCCGAAGUGUAAUUUCAACUUCAAAGCAGCACCUACAAGUUAGUGUUCUUGGAAGUACUAGCAGUCUGACUUUAGGUUUAAAAACGACAUCUAUCAAUUCUACGGGUGCUUACCUAAACCAGACAUAUGAUGAUAUGUGGUAA
Octopus sinensis (East Asian common octopus) is the source of this 2466-nucleotide messenger RNA. RefSeq names its product glucans biosynthesis glucosyltransferase H-like. The coding region runs from base 463 to 2466 and encodes 667 amino acids. The transcript is spliced from 2 exons. NCBI's taxonomy places the organism in Eukaryota, Metazoa, Mollusca, Cephalopoda, Octopoda, Octopodidae. The record is from RefSeq and is a predicted model, not a curated record.